Bombina bombina (fire-bellied toad) is the source of this 1490-nucleotide messenger RNA. Its product is annotated as gastrula zinc finger protein XlCGF26.1-like. Lineage: Eukaryota; Metazoa; Chordata; Amphibia; Anura; Bombinatoridae. Gene Ontology annotation, cellular component: nucleus. Gene Ontology annotation, biological process: regulation of transcription by RNA polymerase II. The record is from RefSeq and is a predicted model, not a curated record. Bases 71 to 1357 code for a protein of 428 amino acids. Gene Ontology annotation, molecular function: RNA polymerase II cis-regulatory region sequence-specific DNA binding; DNA-binding transcription activator activity, RNA polymerase II-specific. The transcript is spliced from 2 exons.
UCCUGUGCAGCUGUUGCUGGACAAACACUUGAAUAGUUCAUAUAUAUCCUUCACUACAGGAAGCAUCAGAAUGACACCGCAAACUCCAAUAGUCUUAGACACCAAUGACGCUUCACAAGCAUUGGGGAUAUCACAGCAGACAUUUAAAGGAGAUGGUGAAUUGGCAGGAACUGGGCAUCAAUCAUUAUGUACAGAGAGUAAUUUAGUCAUCAAACAAGAGGACAUUUAUGACUUAUCUAGUGAAAUGAUUCUCCCCGAGGAUAAACCAGACACAUUUACUGCAUUUUCAAAAUAUUUCAAAAAAGGGAACAGUCUUAAGUCUAGCCAAAUGAAUCAUACAAAUAACAAAGCAUUCAAAUGUACAGAAUGUGAGAAAAGCUUCACAUGUAAUUUGCAUCUCCUUGAACACCACACAGUUCACACAGUUGUGAAACCUCACAGGUGUACAGAAUGUGGGAGAUGUUUCACAUCUAAAGGAAGCCUUAUGUAUCACAAAAAGACCCACACAGGAGAGAAACCUUUCACGUGUAAUGAGUGUGGGAGAUGUUUCACAUCCAAGGUAAAUCUCAUAUCUCAUGAAAAGACCCACACAGGGGAGAAACCAUUCAUAUGUACUAAGUGUGGAAAACAUUUUACUCAUAAGAGAAGUCUGAAAAUUCAUGGAAGGAGUCACACAGGGGAAAAACCUGUCACAUGUAGAGAGUGUGGAAAAUGGUUUACAGAAAAGAGUAUUCUGAAAAUUCAUGAAAGGAUUCACACAGGGGAAAAGCCUUUCACAUGUACAGAGUGUGGAAAAUGUUUUACACAAAAGAGUCAUCUGAAAACUCACGAAAGGAUUCACACAGGGGCAAAGCCUUUCACAUGUACAGAGUGUGGAAAAAGUUUUACAGAAAAGGGUACUCUGAAAACUCAUGAAAGGAUUCACACAGGAGGAAACCCUUUCACGUGUACAGAGUGUGGAAAACGUUUUACACAAAAGAGUCAUCUGAAAAGGCAUGAAAGAAUACACACAGGAGAAAAGCCUUUCACAUGUACAGAGUGUGGAAAAUGUUUUACACAAAUAAAUAGUCUGAGAACUCAUGAAAGGAUUCACACAGGAGAAAAGCCUUUCACAUGUACAGAGUGUGGAAAAUGUUUUACACAAAUAAAUAGUCUGAGAACUCAUGAAAGGAUUCACACAGGUGAAAAGCCUUUCACAUGUACAGAGUGUGGAAAAAGGUUUACACGAAUGGAUAAUCUAAAAACUCAUAAAAAGAUUCACACAGGAGAAAAGCAUUUAAAGUGCUUAGAACGUGAAAAAAAGGUAUCCCAUUCCAGUCAGGUAUCACAAAACACCAAAUAUUUACUCACAAAAUAAACUUUAUAUGCACAGUGUGGAAACCUUUUAAAAAUUAUCAUAAACAGGACAAAUUCUCUAAAUAGAAGAGCAAAAAGGAUGUUAUUGUAAAUAAUACUUUAUAAUUCCCAAUUACAAAAUCUCCAUAUUAGAA